CUUCGGCGAGCGUCCUCGGGAGUCAGCCCGGCCUCGCGCUCUGCGGGUUUCCUGAGCGUCCUGCCCCAGCUUGACGCUGGUGCGCGCCGCCUUGCUGUGCUGCUUAUUAGACCGACAAUCUUUCCUAAACUCCAAGCUGACGCCAGGGACAGUGUUAGCGUUUUUCCUGUGUUAUGGACAGCGCGUCCUGGGUAACCCAUUGUGCGGAAGAAAGAGCUGGAGAUCAAACACAGGGCCUUGCCCUGCUAUGCACGCCCCAAAUUACUUAAAUCUUAAAAGAGGUCAAACGUCUGGUCACGUGACAGAGUCUCUGUAAUUAGGUUUGCUGUAGCUUGUCACGAAUCUGAGAGACUACACUGCCUUUCUGGCUAACAAGAAUUUUCCAUUGUCAUUUUGAUUCUCUGAAGGGUUUUCAAAAUGGCUGCUGCCCCUCAAGCACCAGGAAGGGGUUCUGUUCGUAAGACCAGGCCUCUGACUGUGAAGACAUCAUUGAACAACCCAUAUGUUCUCUGCUGGAGCACCCUGGACAGAGAGGACAUGCAGUUCAUAUUACAGACACUUGAGGACAGGUUCAAAUCUAUUGGACUUCAGAAAAUAGAGGAUAAAAAGAAAAGGAAAAGGCCACCUCUUGUAAACAAUCAAGGCAGAGAAAAAUGCGGCCUAGAUGCUGGUGUGACUGAGGACCCCAAGGAGAAAAAGCCCGACGCUGACCAGCGGGCAUCGGGGUGGACACCUGUGCAUGUCAGGAAGCAGCUUGCCCUUGGCGUGAACGAGGUCACCCGGGCCCUGGAGAGAAACGAGCUGCUCUUGGUGCUUGUGUGCAAGUCAGUCAAGCCCGCUGUCAUCACCUCACACUUGAUCCAGUUAAGUCUAAGCAGAUCUGUUCCUGCCUGUCAGGUCCCCCGCCUCAGCGAGAGAAUUGCCCCCGUCAUUGGCUUAAAAUGUGUGCUAGCCUUGGGGUUCAGAAAGGGCACCUCCGACUUUGCAGAUGAAGUAAGAGCCAUCAUUCCCCGAGUGCCCAGCUUAAAUGUACCAUGGCUUCAAGACAGAAUUGAAAGUUCUGGAGAAAAUGCAGAGACUGAAUCUUUGGAAGACCAAGACAAAGAGAUCUUGGAAACUUCAUUUGAAGACCUCUCAAAACAUAAGAGAAAAAUUGUGGAAGGGAGGCUGGGUUCUGCUAUAGCGUUACAACCACUUAAAAUAAAGAAACUGAUUCCCAACCCUAAUAAGAUAAGGAAACCACCUAAAAAUAAAAAAACUAUUUCAAAGUAAUCUUGGAGAAAGCUGUCAUUUUAAUGCAAUUUAUAAAAAGACACGAUGGGGGCUGGGGAUUUAGCUCAGCAGCACAAGCGUGAGGUUGUGAGUUCAAUUCCCAGUACCAGAGGGGAAAAAAAACCUAAAAAAAAAGGACACAAUGUAAAGAAGCCUUAAAGUAAGCUACAUUUACAUAUAUUGUUGGGACCCUGUGGCAGUG
This is a messenger RNA of Chinchilla lanigera (long-tailed chinchilla), 1474 nucleotides long. RefSeq names its product ribonuclease P/MRP 38kDa subunit (gene Rpp38). Gene Ontology annotation, biological process: tRNA 5'-leader removal. Gene Ontology annotation, cellular component: ribonuclease MRP complex; fibrillar center; nucleolar ribonuclease P complex. NCBI's taxonomy places the organism in Eukaryota, Metazoa, Chordata, Mammalia, Rodentia, Chinchillidae. The record is from RefSeq and is a predicted model, not a curated record. Gene Ontology annotation, molecular function: ribonuclease P RNA binding; ribonuclease P activity.